Molecule: messenger RNA, 1908 nt
Organism: Peniophora sp. CBMAI 1063
Lineage: Eukaryota; Fungi; Basidiomycota; Agaricomycetes; Russulales; Peniophoraceae
Source: the annotation of a GenBank genome assembly
AUGGACACGAGUGCGCACGAGGAGGCAGAGAUUGAACAGCCCAGCAACAUCGACGAUCUAGCACUUGAGAAGGUCGCCAGCGAAGCCUGGAAAACUUUCACGAGGACCCGCUUCGAUCCGCAUGCAGGCUCCGCCACACCGCGUCGUGGGGGUGAUGCAGUGAAACAGGCCGACCUUGAGCUUUCUGUACUGGCGAAGGUCGUCGGCUACGGGAGGCGGCAGCGCAAUAGGGCCGUUGGUGCCUGUUCGCUACCGGCCGAGAUACUUGCGCAUAUUUUCUUGUUUGCACAGGAGGGAUGGAGCCCAUCGGGUGUAGCCAUCGACAAAGGCGGUGAGACCAUGGUGGGCAACAAAAGAACGACCGUUGUGAGGAUCAGUAGAAGGUAUUCUCCAGGCUGGAUGAUACUACUCCAUACGUGCAGCUUCUGGCGUCAGGUUGCACUCGACAACCCCGCGCUUUGGACUACUGUGCAUUGUCUUGCCAUAGAUCCCCGAUCUAUCUCUACCAUACUCUCUCGCUCAAAAUAUCUACCACUAUAUCUUGCUGUGGAUGGGCGCUCCCACCUCUUGAACAACGCGAAGACACCAAUCAGCACGCGAGGCUGGCUUUCACUGUCCGUCUUUCGACGCAUAGCAAGCCUGACUAUCACCUCUGUUCCGAACUUUCGUCUCCUGGAGUGGCUCAAGAUGUUGAGCUCACCCAUCCCACUCCUAGACAGCCUCGAUAUCUGUGGCCGGCCACCACAAUCACAAGCCGUCAUCGGCACCACGCACUACGCACGGGCCUCACUUCCCCAUGACAUCGAUACUCCCAAGUUAAGGCGCUUAAAGCUCGUUGAUGUCGGAUUCCCUUGGACCCCUGCACUGUUCCGGAGCACGAUUGCGUCACUCACGCUCAGGUUCGACACGAGCGAACGCCGUGAUCAGGCCAUUACCAAGUCUACGCCCACUGCUGAGCAGUUCUGCCAGAUCAUAUCGUCUUUGACCAGCCUCGAGGACCUAGAGCUACACUCAGUAUUCCCUGCGAUACCGCCCGAGGGUGCACAGGCAUACACCAUAACGUUCCCGUCAUGCUUCACGCGCCUGACUUUACGCAGCGAGAAUGAAUCCUUGGACGCAUGCAUAGACCUUAUGAAGCAUAUGACAUUCCCAACGCGCGCCGAGGUCGUCAUUAAAUUGUGCGCGCUGCCAGAUGGCGCGAAUCUGCAGGAUGAAACUCUAGCCCUCAUCCCGCGACUUUUUGGGUCUGUCGAUGAAGCUUGCCCAACUGAGCUCUGGCUCAGUAAACACGCCAUCUGCCUGCAAUACGUCGACCGGCCGCAGCAGGGUGUGCUAACUGGGUCACGCCCCGGAUCCAACAUGGAGUGGUCUGGAUUCAAGAUGGCCGCGGGCGGGCGAGGGCUCUACUCGGAGCAAGGUCAUGAGAACAUUGAGGAUCUUCCCCCCAUCAUCUCCUACACCCCCUUCUUACCCUUGCGGACUUUGCAAACCGUCAUCUGCACGCCCGGUGCCGCUUCCUUCGUCGCUGAUCCCACGAGCACCUGGAUCUCUUGGUUUGAGUCCGCCAAGAACGUCGAGAAUCUGGCGAUAUACCGCGAACGCGCGCUUCACAUGCUCGAGGCUCUGGGGCAUAGGAACGGCGACGGGCAAUUCCUUCUAUUCCCGUCGCUAUGCACGCUUACCCUACACUCGUUGAGCCCACCCCCAGAGACCACCUGUUGGGGGGACUCCGAAGAGGAGGAACUGCGUGUCGCAGUCGAGGUUGCGCUCCUGGAGAUGUUGCAAGUUAGGUGGGAGAAUGGUUCACCGGUGAAGAAACUAUCAUGUAAAGCCCAUAUGGAGAUUUCUGUGGGAGAGGAGGUAUGGAAUAGGCUAAGAGCGUUGACCGAUGUAGAGUUCUUCCCGUAG